AUGGUGGGAGUAGGGAAGGAGCCAGGAGGGAUGGUGGGAGUAGGGAAGGAGGGAAAGAGGAUGGUGGGAGUAGGGAAGGAGCCAGGAGGGAUGGUGGGAGUAGGGAAGGAGGGAAAGAGGAUGGUGGGAGUAGGGAAGGAGCCAGGAGGGAUGGUGGGAGUAGGGAGGGAGGGAAAGAGGAUGGUGGGAGUAGGGAAGGAGCCAGGAGGGAUGGUGGGAGUAGGGAAGGAGCCAGGAGGGAUGGUGGGUUGUGUGAUGUUCAGUUCCAGUGUGUGUGUGAUGAGUCACAAACUCUGGGAUGUGUGUGGAAUACCAGUGGCAUGUCACACUUGUUGCUAAAAUGUAUCUGUCUUCUUGGCUCCCCUCAGGCCUGCCUCUGCCCACCAGUUUAAAUUGAUUGUUUUGACAAACUGAUUGUUAAGGCACUGGAAAAGACAGAAGGGGAUAUAAGAUCGAUAAUUUUGUAAAUGGUGUUUAUUCCUGACUGUUUUUCAAAAGCACUUCACAAACUCUCACACCAUAAUAUUACAUUUUCUCACCUGCCCUUAUGCUGUAAAACUCACCUGCCCUUAUGCUCUCCUAUAGCGCGACGGCUCUGAGAGGAGAUGAGGCGAGAGAGAGCAGAUAGCGAGAGGAGAGAGAGAGGAGAGGAGAGAGCGAGAGAGAAGAGCUUCAUACUCUCUCUCUCUCUCUAUCUUAGUCGUUCUCUCUCUCUCUCUCCUCCUCGCUAUCUCUCUCUCUAUCUGGUCUCUCUCUCUCUCUCUCUCUCUCUCUCUCUCUCCCCAGGCAAUGCCACUGUUUUAUGGUGUACCUGCUGUACCAGUGUCUUCAAGUCGGUGACCAGUUGCUUCAUUAAGAACCUGGCGUGUUCUGGGAUCUGUGCGGGUCUGGUGUGUGUUCCCUUCGAUGUGGCUCUAGGGGCCAGUCCUCGCUGCUGCUGGUGGCUCCAUACUCUGCUGCUCUGCAAGGCCCUGAAGUUCCUCCACAAACUCUUCUGCUCCGUCACCGUGCUCAGCUUCGCUGCUAUCGCACUUGACAGGUGGGUGAUUGCUGGAAAAUCAAACUGCACUGCUGGUAGCUGCAACAUAUUGCUUACUGGUCCCAUCUGUUCAGAUCUGUCUAGGGGGGACUGCUAGCGGUUGAUUCUUGCCUGACAUUUAGGUGCAGUAAUAAAGCAUAUGUCCUGUGUUCAUGCUUUUAUUUAUUUAUACAUGUGGAAAGCCACACAGUGGGGAAAUUGCUUGAUCUUGUAAACACAGAUCUUUAAAGGACCCCCCCCCCCCCCCUCCCCCCAGAGGAAGUUGGCGCCACUAUUUCAAUGUAAUUUCCUGUCGCUUAGAUUCCACAUCCUCCAAAGAAUGACGACUGCUACGUAUACAUAUUCAUGAACUGGGUCUGGGUUGAUAAAUGUCAACAAAUAGUCUGACAGUUGUCAGUGUAGCUAGCUAUCAUGCUAACCUUGUCUUGCUAGCUAAUCUGUUGUUGCUGUUUUUGUACUGUAUUCAAAAGAUUAGCCAGAUGGUUCUAUGACUGGUUCUGGAGCUGAAUUUGUCAUAAGCAUUGAUUUAGGGAAAACUUCACCACAGAUGGAAACCACUGGCCUGUCUUUGACUUCACCUCAUAUGGAAACCACUAGACUUCACCACAGAUGGAAAUAGUUAGAAAGAAUAAGAUGAUCUAUGGCUGGUUCUGGAGCUGGGGUUCUGGAGCUGGGGUUCUGGAGCUGGAUUUGUCAUAAGCAUUGUGUUUCUACAUUGUAAUGGACACGGUGCAACUUUUUGUAAGUAGGCUGCUGGCAGGCUUCGGCUCCGGUACAGCAACGCCAAGUCAGCCCGUGCUCAUGGUUCUCACAGGGGAAGUGAAAUGAUAGGCUACAAUGACUUUGCUCAUGAUCCGUGAUUUUUUUCUCACAGGUGCCUUUUCAUUAUCUGGAUAGACACUUGUGGUUUCUAGCUAAUGUUACACCAAUCAAAUCAGGGGUGCGUGUAGUGAAGCAAAUCUUUAGUGGUCAAAACCAUUCAUCUUGGGAGGGGGGUCAUAUAUAUAUGUAUGUAUGUAUGUAUAUAUAGAUAUUGUGUGUGUGUAUGUAUAUAUGUUUUUAUACAGACUAGCUAAAAGAUAAGUGAAAAUGGACAAAUUAUCCAACUGAUUAUGAUAAUUUUCGGGUAUUUUUUUUUAUUUGCUCCAUGGCUCAGGCGGCCAUGUUGACACAAGGCUGUUUGUCUUAUCUCAGUCACCAAGAGGAAGACAUGUGCAGCUGUUUUAAUAAACAAUGCCAUGCUGGUGGGUGGUAACAUUCAAAUAAAACCCAGCCCUCCCUUAUGGAAAAAACACAUGAAUGUGAAGUGUUACAAAAACUAAUGUGAUCACGUGAUCUUAUGUGAAGUUAAUGUGAUAACAUGUGACAAAAUGUAAAGCAACAUGUGAUAACAUGAAACUUACACGUGAAAACGUGAUCACAUGUGAAGUGUUCCAAAAACACGUUUUCACAUGAUUUCAGAUCUGAAAUUUCACUUGAAAUCAUGUGAUUUUCCACUUGUGAAAUCAUGUGGUUUUUCUGUAAGGGCUGAAACGAAACAGGCUGAAAAUAAUUUCUAUGUCAUAUUAUAGGAAAAGACACCGCAUUCACAUGGAUUUGCACGAAGUGGUCAGUUUGGAUUUGUCACUUCAAGCCCAAAUAUAUCAUACUUUGACUAAAACAAUGACUUAUUGACUUAAACCAUUGUGCAACAUCAUGGGUAAGCUCUGGCUGUCGUCUUUCAGCUCGAAAAAGUGGAUUUCUACUGGUAUGGGCGUUUUUAAAAUUGAAAACAGUAUAAUCUGUUUUUGUACCAGACCAAAACCUCCCUCUAUCUCUACUCACCCCCCAUAGUGCGGAGACGGGCUGUAAUUGAUGCAGCAUGUGUACUCCACUCUGCCUGGUGGUGUGUCUCUCCUGCAGAGCUCCUUGUUCUGACCUGCAGCCAAAAUAACUGACAGUCCACAGGGAGGGACUCUCUCCCUGACUCUACACACACACUAUUCUUUCCUCUCCACUUUUAUUUUCCUUCACUGCUACUCUCACUCACUCACCUCUCUCUUCCUUCACUGCUACACUCACUCACUCACUUCUCUCCUCUUCCUUCACUGCUACACUCACUCACUCACUCAGUCACUCACUCACUCACUCACUCACCUCUCUCUUCCUUCACUGCUACACCCACUCACUCACUCAUUCACUCACCUCUCUCUUCCUCCACUGCUAUACUCACUCACUCACUCAAUCACUCACUCACCUCUCUCUUCCUUCACUGCUACACUCACUCACUCACCUCUCUCUUCCUUCACUGCUACACUCACUCACUCACUCACCUCUCUCCUCUUCCUUCACUGCUACAUUCACUCACUCACCUCUCUCCUCUUCCUUCACUGCUACACUCACUCACUCCCCUCUCUCUUCCUUCACUGCUACACUCACUCACUCACCUCUCUCUUCCUUCACUGCUACACUCACUCACCUCUCUCUUCCUUCACUGCUACACUCACUCACUCACUUCUCUCCUCUUCCUUCACUGCUACACUCACUCACUCACCUCUCUCUUCCUUCACUGCUACACCCACUCACUCACUCAUUCACUCACCUCUCUCUUCCUCCACUACUGUACACUCACUCACUCACUCACUCACUCACUCACUCCUCACUCACUCCACUCACAUCACUCACUCACUCUCUCUCUUCCUCACUGCUACACUCACUCAACUCACUCUCUCCUCUUCCUUCACUGCUACAUCACUCACUCACCUCUUCCUCUUCCUUCACUGCUACACUCACUCACUCCCUCGUCUCUCCUUCACUGCUACACUCACUCACUCACCCUCACUUCCUUCACUCUACACUCACUCACUCACCUCUCUCCUCUUCCUUCACUGCUACACUCACUCACUCACUCACUCACUCACUCACUACUCACCACAUCACUCACUCACCUCUCUCCCUUCCUCAUGCACACUCACUCACCUCUCUCUUCCUUCACUGCAAACGCACUCACUCACUCUCGCCUUUCCUUCACUGCGGUACUUCACUCACCUUCUCUGCAUUCACUGCUGACACGCACUCACUCACCCUCUCUUCUCUUCACGGCUUCACUCCUCAUCACUCACUCAUCACUCACUCACUCAACCCACGCACUCAAUCACUCACUCACUCUCACUCACUCACUCCACUAAAUCUCUCCUGCUUCCUUCACUGCUACACUCAGAAAUCCCACUCAACCUCUCUCCCCUUCCUUCACUGCAACACUCACUCACUCACUCACUCACCUAUCUCUUCCUUCACUGCUACACUCACUCAUUCACUGCUUUCCAUGUCUGCUUCUCUCCUCUAUACCAUAAUCUCUGUGGGAAUGCACACACACACACACCACACACACACACUACAGACACACCACCUAUUCACCUACUCACACAUACAUAAGAAACUAUCAAAAUAUGUGUCUUCUGUGCACACAGACUCUUCACACCUCAGUAAGAUAUUUCUCUCUCUCUCUCUCUCUGUCUUCCACUUGCUCCAUUUAGCCACCCAAAACACCCACUUACACUCAUUCAUACUGGAGUAUCUGUUCUCCUCAACCAGUGAAGGGUUCUGUGAAUGAGAGAGGGAAACAAUGAUAUAUUUACUAUUGUUGUUCUUCAGUCUAUUUCCAAAUGUUCCUCCUCUCUUUCCUCUGCAGGGUAGUUUACAUGUGUAUUUGACCCACCUAGUUACAGUGAGGGAAAACAGUAUUUGAUCCCCUGCUGAUUUUGUACGUUUGCCCACUGACAAAGACAUGAUCAGUCUAUAAUUUUAAUGGUAGGUUUAUUUGAACAGUAAGAGACAGAAUAACAACAACAAAAAUCUCACUCCCCUCUCUCUUCCUUCACUGCUACACUCACUCACUCCCCUCUCUCUUCCUUCACUGCUACACUCACUCACUCACUCACUCACUCACUCACUCACUCACUCACUCACUCACUCACUCACUCACUCACUCACUCACUCACUCACUCACUCACUCACUCACUCACUCACUCACCUCUCUCCUCUUCCAAGAAAAGUUAAAACAGUUGCUUUCCAUGUCUGCUUCUCUCCUCUAUACCAUAAUCUCUGUGUAAUGCACACACACACACACACACACACACACACACACACACACACACACACACACACACACACACACACACACACACACACACACACACGCACACGCACGCACACACACACACACACACACACACCCACACACACACACACACACACACACACACACACACACACACACACACACACACACACGCACACACCCACACACACACACACACACACCUAUUCACCUACUCACACAUACAUAAGAAACGAUCAAAAUAUGUGUAUUCUGUGCACACAAGACUCUUCACACCUCAGUAAGAUAUUUCUCUCUCUCUCUCUCUCUGUCUUCCACUUGCUCCACUUAGCCACCCAAAACACCCACUUACACUCAUUCAUACUGGAGUAUCUGUUCUCCUCAACCAGUGAAGGGUUCUGUGAAUGAGAGAGGGAAACAAUGAUAUAUUUACUAUUGUUGUUCUUCAGUCUAUUUCCAUAUGUUCCUCCUCUCUUUCCUCUGCAGGGUAGUUUACAUGUGUAUUUUACCCACCUAGUUAGUUAGGUAGGUAGGUAGGUAUAGCAAGGUUAGUUUAGAUCAGGGGUAGGCAACUAGAUUCAGCUGCAGGACGAUUUUUGUCUGAGUGAAUGGUCACGGGGCCAGAAAAUAAUUAUAAUAAUUUGUACACUGCAAAUUGACCACAACUAAGCCCAAAAAGAGACUGUAUUUGAAAAUAACAAUAAUUUAAUAACUUGAUUACAUUGAGGCACGAUCAUGUCUCUUUUCUUUUUGUGGGAAUACUUGGGAACAGAUUUCUUAAAUUAAACUCGUUUUUUUCCCCCCACAACAAAAAAAAUAUCUUGAUCCGUGUUGCUGACCUCUGGUCUAGAGAGAAGGUCAAAAAGAGUCCUAUAUAAUAAUAUGUGCCAUUUAGUCGACCAUUUAGCAACAUUUUACGUAUGGGUGGCCCCGGUAAUUGAACCCACAAUCCUGGUGUUGCAAGCGCCAUACUCUACCAACUGAGUCAAUACAGAGAAAGAGGUCACUGGGGUCUGGCCACUCAGGAUGUGUUUGCUGUGAAGCGACAACUAAUUUACAAUGGACUACUGGACUACAGAGUAUUCAUCCAACAGCAGCUGGACUACAGAGUAUUCAUCCAACAGCAGCUGGACUACAGAGUAUUCAUCCAACAGCAGCUGCACUACAGAGUAUUCAUCCAACAGCAGCUGGACUACAGAGUAUUCAUACAACAGCAGUAUCCACUCCAGAGAGUCUUCCAUCUACAUCAGGGGUGUCAAACUCAUUUUAGCUCAGGGGCCACAUGGAGGAAAAUCUAUGCCCAAGUGGGCCGGACCGGUAAAAUCAUGGUAUAUAUAACUUAAAAACAACAACUUCAGAUUGUUUUCUUUGUUUUAAUACUAUCAACAUAAAACAUAAAGCCGGAGCCUGAGGACAGUGUGUCCAAAAUAGUACAAGCACAACAUCACUAUUAAUCAUAAGACACCUGAAGUUUAUUUGAAAAUUCUAAAGAAAAAGAACACACAAACACACAAUGCCUCAGUGAUUCACAUAACUGUUUCACAGAUCACAGAACUAUAUCAGGGUGUCAUUUCUCAGGCAGAAAUGUAGAUACAAAUAAUGAAAUCCUGUUCCCCAAACAAGUGCAAGAACCACAGAGUCAAGAAUAGGUUAAAUAUACAAAUAAAAUAAAAUCAAUUAAAAACAAUAGCACAUCAACAUAAAAACAUAUAAACAUAAAGCUGGAGCCUGAGGACAGUGUCCAAAAGCACAACAUCACUAUUAAUCAUAAAACACCUCAAGUUAUUUGAAAUUCUGAGGACAAACAACACACAAACACACAAUGCCUCAGUGAUUCACAGAAGUAUAUAACAGAUCACAGAACUAUAUCAGGGUGUCUCAUGCAGCACUUUAAGUGGGGUUGCAUAGUUUAUUUGACUCCUGAUACCUGGCAUCUUUUAGCUUUCACCAGCGCAUCAAUAUCAGGCGUCACAUCCUGAGUGGCAGCCAACUUCAGGAUGUGAUUCAAGUGCUUGUGCGUGAGCCUUGAGCGCAGCUUUGUUUUAUUUAUGCUCAUUACAGAGAACUUGCUCACAAAGAUAUGUGGUUCCAAACAUGCACAACAGUUUUGCAGCGAGGGCUGUCAAGUUGGGGUAACCUGGCAAGAGAUUCUGAUAAAAUGUGUCCAAGCCAGCUGCGGCAAAUUUGCCCUUCAAAUCCGAGUCACACUGCAAGUCUAUUAUUUCAAGUUGGAUGCUGACGGGCAGAUCAGAGGGAUUCACAGUGAAUGGCGAACAAAAAACAUUGAAGUCUUUCUCCAGUUCACCAAAAAUCUGAAAGCGUUGCUCAAACUCCCUUAACAGUCCCGUUAUUUUAUCUUUGAACCGCUUCAUGUCUGCCACAUGUUGGGUCGCGCACACAUUUUUCAGACAGGGGAAGUGAGCUGCAUCACCACCGGCGAGUUGCGUCUCCCACAAUGACAGCUUCAACUUGAAAGAACGUAUGCUGUCAUAAUACUGCGUGGCAACUUUGUUGCGCCCUUGCAGCUGUUUGUUCAAGUUAUUCAGGUGCUCUGUAACAUCCACCAUAAAUGCAAGGUCCUGCAUCCAUUCUGCGGAAUUAAAUUCUAACACUGGUUUGCCCUUUUCUUCCAUGAACUGUUCAAUUUCUUCUCGUAAAUCAAAGAAACGCCUCAGCACAGCACCUCGGCUUAACCAUCUUACCUCAGUGUGGUAUGGCAGGCCAUAGAUGUGGUCUUUCUCUCUGAGAAGGCUGUCAAACUGACGGUGAUUCAGGCUUCUGGAUCGGAUGAAAUUAACAGUUUGGAUGACCACCUUCAUGACGUUAUCCAUCUUUAAUGACUUGCAACACAAAGCCUCCUGGUGCAAAAUACAGUGAAAAGUCCAAAAAUCACGUCCUCCAUUUGCAGAUUGCACUUUCUCUCUGAACUUUGUCACAACGCCUGCUUUUUUCCCGAUAAUUGAGGGCGCACCAUCUGUAGCCAGGCUGACAGCGCGGGACCAGUCCACUCCGACCCUGUCCAGCGCGCCGACGAGUGCAGUGAAAAUAUCAGCUGCUGUCGUUGUAUCUGUCAUCGGCACCAACUCCACGAACUCCUCGGUGACGGUCAAUGUGUCAUCAACUCCGCGGAUGAAAAUGGCCAGUUGUGCAACAUCUGUAAUGUCCGUGCUUUCAUCAAUUGCAACCGAAAACGCAAUAAAUGACUUUACAUUUUUGCUUCAACUGGCUGUCCAAAUCCACUGAAAGAUCGGAAAUCCUGUCUGCAACUGUGUUUCUUGUCAGGCUGAUAUUUGCAAAAGCCUGGUGCUUUUCAGGGCACACAAUCUCUGCUGCCUUCAUCAUGCAUGUUUUUACAAAUUCACCCUCACUAAAUGGUUUUGAAGCCACUGCGAUUUAAUUAGCAAUGAGGUAGCUAGCUUUCACUGCAGCGUCACUGAUGUCUCGGCUGUGAGUAAACACAGACUGCUGUUUCUUCAGACCCACCAACAGUUCAUUCACCUUCUCUCUUCUCCGCUGUCCUUGAAAGUUGUCAUAUUUGUCGGCAUGAAGACUCACAUAGUGGCGACGAAGGUUAUAUUCUUUCAGCACUGCAACAUGCUGUGAACACACCAAACAUACAGCUUUCCCAUUCAAUUCCGUGAAUAAAUAGAAGGAUGACAAUUUUUCUUGGAACACUCUGCACUCUGCGUCCACUUUUCUCUUUUUUGACAGAGACAUAUUGGGGCAAUGAGGGUGCCAAAGCACAUAAUGUUAAAAGUAGAAGCCGUAAUAAAUAUCGCGGGCAAAACAAAGUAGCUCAUCCGGACUGGCUGCACUUGCUUGACCUAUUUGCUCUGCCCCGGUAUAAACAGUUUGCUUGCUUAACACAAUUGCUAUUGCGCCAUCCAGUGGACACAAUUGGAACAGCAGUUUAUUUUAUUGAAAAAUUGCAGCUCAUUUUUAUACUUUACAAAAUCAUCUCGCGGGCCGGAUUAAACCCGUUUGCGGGCCUGAUCCGGCCCGCGGGCCGGACGUUUGACACCCCUGAUCUACAUAAUCUAAUAAGGCUUUCCUGUUGUUGUGAUAGCUACUAGCUAUAGUAGGACGGUUUACAUCAAACACACAGGAAAAUGAACAAUUACAAGAACACAAUUAUUUACCUUCUAUUGUCUUCUCUGCUGUUUCCAAGAGAGUCCUCCUCUGUGUCUGCUGUCUGCUCUAAUGAGAGAUACCUGCUCCUAGUGCUCAAACCGUAUCCUUGGUAACUACUACUGUCCUGUCUACGUCUAACACACAAAGCCUUGGUAACUACUACUGUCCUGUCUAUGUUUAACACACAAAGCCUUGGUAACUACUACUGUCCUGUCUACGUCUAACACACAAAGCCUUGGUAACUACUACUGUCCUGUCUACGUCUAACACACAAAGCCUUGGUAACUAAUACUGUCCUGUCUACGUCUAACACAUAAAGCCUUGGUAACUACUACUGUCCUGUCUACGUCUAACACACAAAGCCUUGGUAACUACUACUGUCCUGUCUACGUCUAACACACAAAGCCUUGGUAACUAAUACUGUCCUGUCUACGUCUAACACACAAAGCCUUGGUAACUACUACUGUCCUGUCUAUGUCUAACACACAAAGCCUUGGUAACUACUACUGUCCUGUCUACUUCUAACAUGCAAAAGAAAUUAGCACAAGAAAAAUAACAGAAUGCUUUCAGGAUAUACCUUUUCUUCUUCUGUUCUCUGUUGCUUUUGUUUAGAAGAAGUAUCUAAAGGUUAAUGACCUGUCCUCUGUUCUCCUCUCUAGGUACUACUCUGUCCUCUACCCUCUGGAGAGGAAGAUCUCGGACGCCAGAUCACGUGACCUUGUCAUCUACAUUUGGAUCCACGCCACCAUCGCCAGCGUGCCCGUGUUCGCCGUAACCAACGUUACGGACGUGUACGUAACCUCGUCAUGUUCCGACGCCCGCGCCCGCUCCCUGGGUCACAUGGUCUACGUGGUGACAUACAACGUAACCACGGUGAUCCUCCCGCUCGUCAUCGUCUUCCUGCUAAUGGUCCUGAUUCGCCGAGCCCUCAGCGCCAGCCAGAAGAAGAAGGUGAUCAUCGCGGCGUUGAGAACCCCUCAGAACUCCAUCUCCAUCCCUUAUGUCUCUCAACGCGAGGCUGAGCUACAUGCUACGUUACUGGCUGUGGUGUUAGCCUUCUCAGCCUGUAGCGCCCCCUAUGGGGCGUUGGUGGUAUACCGCACUCUUCUCGGGGACAGGGAGGACUUGUCCCCUUUUCUCCAUCUCACGGCCAUCUGGCUGCCCAAGGUGUCUCUCCUUACCAACCCUCUGCUGUUUCUGACAGUGAACCGCUCGGCCAGGCGCUGCCUGUGUGAUGUUCUAGUCCGGGUACACAGAUGCUACAGCCGGCGUAACGUAGUCAGCACUGGGGCCCUGGGGCUGGGGCUGAGGGGCGAGGGGGGCCCUGGGGCCCUGGAGGGGUCUGCUCGGGCCGGGAGCCAGCUCCUGGAGAUGUUUAAUAUCGGGCAGCAGCAGAUCUUUAGGCCGACCGAUGAAGAGGAGGAGGUGGAGAAUGAGAUACCUUCGUCAGUGGUGGGGGGCUGUUCUUGUCCCAAAGAGAACUACCACCAGGGAGGAGGAGGAGGGAGACAAGGGGGACAUGGAGGGAAGGUGGUUCUUCAGAAAGAGACCGAACCAACCAGAGAGAGCGUCCUGGUAACUAAAGAACAACCUCCUCUCAUAUUGCCCGAGCUCUCCCCUGUCCACGCCUGUGCUUACACCUCCUCGUCACAGGUGGCGCCAGCGACCCCCACAGAGCCCGAGGACGCCACCCAGUUUGGGUUCGGGCCGUUCGAGCUGCCGCCCCAGUGGCUGCCGGAGACCAGGAACAGUAAAAAGAGGCUCCUCCCACCUCUAGGGAACACCCCCGAGGAACUGAUCCAGACCAAACAGCCACGCCCAAGGCCAGAACGACGAAUCAGCAGGAACAACAAGGUCAGCACCUUCCCUACGUCGACCCCUGAACUAUGA
Coregonus sp. 'balchen' is the source of this 11159-nucleotide messenger RNA. The record is from the annotation of a GenBank genome assembly. NCBI's taxonomy places the organism in Eukaryota, Metazoa, Chordata, Actinopteri, Salmoniformes, Salmonidae.